Messenger RNA from Galeopterus variegatus (Sunda flying lemur), 1002 nucleotides. RefSeq names its product cerebral dopamine neurotrophic factor (gene CDNF). Gene Ontology annotation, biological process: dopaminergic neuron differentiation; neuron projection development. Bases 2 to 547 code for a protein of 181 amino acids. The transcript is spliced from 4 exons. Lineage: Eukaryota; Metazoa; Chordata; Mammalia; Dermoptera; Cynocephalidae. Gene Ontology annotation, cellular component: endoplasmic reticulum. The record is from RefSeq and is a predicted model, not a curated record.
CAUGUGGUGCGCGAGCCCGGCUGCCUUGGUGGCCUUUUGCGCCGGGUUUUGGGUCUCUAACCUGGUGCCAGCGCGGGGCGAGGGGGCCGACUGUGAAGUGUGUAAAGAAUUCUUGAGCCGAUUCUACAAUUCCUUGGUAGCCAGAGGAGUUAACUUUUCACUGGACACCAUAGAAAAAGAAUUGAUCAGCUUUUGCUUGGAUGUCAAAGGAAAAGAAAACCGCCUGUGCUAUUAUCUAGGAGCCACAAAAGACGCAGCCACAAAGAUCCUAAGUGAAGUCACUCGUCCCAUGAGCGUGCAUAUGCCUGUAAUAAAGAUUUGUGAGAAGCUGAAGAAGAUAGACAACCAGAUCUGUGAAAUGAAAUAUGAAAAGAAACUGGACUUGGCCUCUGUCGACCUGUCGAAGAUGAGGGUCGCGGAGCUGAAGCAGAUCCUGCAGAGCUGGGGCGAAGAGUGCAGGGCGUGCGCGGAGAAAACCGACUUCGUGCGUCUGAUCAGGGAGCUGGCCCCCCAGCAUGCCGCCGCGCUCCCCAACACCGAGCUGUGACCGCGGGCGCGGGCACACCGCCACUGUGCUCCGAGAAGAAGGGACGCUCGGGGGUAUGGACAUGCUGGUUAAGGAAAACCAGGAAUUGCAAUGUGUUUGGUCCCAUCCAUUUGUCCCCAGUAUUAUACUUCAGAAUUCUGUUACCUGGGUUUAUGAGCAACACUACUAAUAUUACUGAUAUCUUAUAUUUGCAGUGUACGAAAACCGUAAAGUGCCUUUCCUGUAGUUUUCUUGGAAGGACUAUGUAAGUUAUUGCCUGUCUCCUAAAAUUGGGAAAUGUGAACUACUGAAAAUUGAUGAAUUGGAUUCUAGGAGGGAAGAGGUUUCAGAGCCUCUUCUCUGUACAUGGUUUUUAAAUGAAAUACAUUGGAUUAGGACAAAAACAGUAGUUAGCUUAUCUAAUGCACUACUUCAACCCCACAUAAUAACCUAACAUCAUCAAAAGGGUUUUUUUU